AUGGACGACGUGAAACCCACCGCAAGAUGGGCCAACCGCAUGUUACGCCCCUUGGCCUCAAUCUACCGCCGACUCGAGAAGCACUAUGAGACAUUAGCGAUUAUCGCAGCCGAUUCGAACAUACUUGAACAUAACACGAACAUCAAUACUCGUACAAAAAACACAAGCGAAGUUGUGAAGGCCCAGGACAAUGACUCGGGAUCAGACGCGGACGAGGAUGAUCCGGUCUGGGUUCCUGGAAAGAAGCCCGAUCAGCGGCGCUUGCGGCAUAAAUAUUCGUCGCGGGGAGAAGGCAAGGGAGGCAAAAGGCGAACGCGACUGUCGAUACAUAGUCCGGAAGCCAGUCGUACUCUGCCCGGCGCAAUUGAGCUCGCAACCCCGGUGAUCACGGGAAAGCGAUGGGAAGCGCCUGCGAGUGCUCAAUCACAACCCUCAGCCGAACAGAUCAGGCCAACGAACCCGCAUAGACAACUUCAGGCCUUCCGUGACAGGUACCCUCUUCACAAAAGCCCCUGGCAAGAAAUACUUGGUCAAUCCAGCGAUCCGGGAUUCGCCAGCAUAGUACAUAACCUCGACCGCAUUCUUCAGAAUUUUCUGUGCAAUACUCGAAUUACGAAACGUGAUGCCAACGAGACAUCGGCCCAGAUCGUCCGUGGAACUCGGUCUUUGUUGUCGACAGUGGUACGACGAUUGCCUGAAUUCAUCGCAAAUGAGCAGGACGCCCAGGACGAGUUGGAUGAUGAUAAUGACGAGGACAUGUGUAAUGCGUAUUUUACCGAAUUGGAAAGCUAUUAUGCCCCCCAUGGUCAAGGGUGGAGGCCCCUUCGGGAGGCUGUUCGAGCACAAGGCAUUCACCUGGUUUCGAAUAUGAUAAUGAAUGGGUGGUUGACAGAUCCGAUCACAUGUGCAUUGAUUGAAAAGUGUCGACAUCAUGAGCCUGACGCGUGUGAAUCAUUGCUAUCGAUAUUUCUAUCGACGCGUGAAAGCUAUCCUUAUCCCGUCGCCCUCAAACCUCUUACCGACUCAAACGAGCCGGGUGAUCCUAUCAGGCUACUACGGAAAUACUCGCACCACGUCCGGGCCCAUCGCUCGUACGUUUUUGAUGAGCUUGCCAAGCUUCUCACACGUGGUGUGCUGCCUCCAGAGUGGAUGGCGACCAGGUCAUGGACUAGUUGGAUGACUCGGGCGACUAUAUCAUUUUCGAGAGGGGAUGGUGACUGUGCCGCCGCCUCACGACUGAUCGAAGCCGUUCUCACAUCAGCUGCCGAUAUUCUACCGGCUAUCGCGGUUCCAGCAUCAGAACGAGGUGAUACGGCUAGCUGCGGUCUUGUCUAUGCAAGGCGAACAAUAACAUCUCCUGUUUCAACUACGGACAGACUUGAUCUCCUUCGGAAGUGCCCUGUGCCGGUGGAAGAUGCGCUGAGCAACCAUGUGACGAGUUUAUUGGCAGCGGUGUGCGGCAUGCACAUCUCGCGAUCCCGGGGGUUCGAUGUCCCGGAUAACUUCGAAGGAACAAAGGCUGGUCAUAUCAUCAAUUAUCUUCGCUUCCUCCUUGAGAAAGACAUGGAAUCUCAGCCGCUCUCCCACGCCACUAUUUUAACUUUCCAUCAGUUACUCAGGCGUGGCAGCAUUCUAGUGGCGGAUUGUCUUUUACAAUGCAACGAUGCAAUUUGGAGAGGCGACCCUAAACACACGGUCAGUUCUACGCCCGUUCUUGAGCGAUAUUGCGAGAUAUUGGCAUCCCGUUCGGGUCUAGUCAAAGAAUUGGCCUUGUUUGCCCGGCAAGCCCUCCGAUGUUUUGGCAGUACGACAGAUGAUGAACGUCUCUGCUUGGGCCGAGAGGUUCGUCGCAUGUUCUCACGGCUCCCAGGCAUGACCGAUGCGCCAGCUUUGUCUACUCUUCUGGGUCGAGUGGCCGUGGAAGCUGCCAUGGAUUUCGCAGAGAGUACCGGUGAGCCAGACGAUCACGUGUGGGCGGUUGAGGUUCAAGAGACGGUCAUUACUCUUCUGGGCAAGAGGCAACCUAGUCCCGCAUCUUCGGACGGGUUGGAGGAGCAGGGAUCGCGGAAUGGAUGUUUUCGCUGGGAGGAGAGCAUUGGAGAGUGGGUUGCUCGUACUCCCGCGGCCAAGUUGAACGCACUACCGAUCGCCGUGGCCAAGGGUCGUGCCUUUUUGAAUUCAACGCCAAUGCCAAUGUCUUACAUCCCCUGCUCUACAGGCAGCAGCUCUCACGAGUCCGAUCAGGAGUCCGAUCGCUUCAUGGAGCCUCCUUCGAGCAUGACCUCGUCACCACCGUCCGCUGGAUUAAAGCGACCCCUUGAGUGCACAGACUCUUCGCCUCUGCAAAUAGCUAAACGACGACGGCCAGCGCCUGUCAUUGUGGAAAAUCAAGAACGGAUCACCAGAAGAAGGAGUGGACUGUUGUCUACUACCGUUGCCCCCAAAUCUCCAUUUCUGGAGCCGGCACCCUCGCAGCGUCGUAUUCUACGUGCUCUACCGAACCGCAUGGUAAACAAGCAGGAAACCUCCACGACGGCAAGGCUCCCGACGAAAGUCGAUGUAGUGAUUUUCAACAAGAAAGAAACUGAGACCAGUGAGACACCUUCUCGGCCGGGCCCCGAGUCAGACUCAGAACCGGAACUGGUCGAGAAGCGGAUUCACCGGGCAGUGGAGCGGCGCAGGUCUGGGCGAUCCCGUACGUCCGUCCUUCCCCGUCGAACCCUGCGAGUUGUCACCCCGCGGAGAUCAAUGCUCAUACCCUGCUCUGAAGAAGACAGCGAUGAUGAGCUUAGUUUCUUAUAA
This is a messenger RNA of Penicillium subrubescens, 2802 nucleotides long. RefSeq lists its product as uncharacterized. The record is from RefSeq and is a predicted model, not a curated record. The transcript has a single exon. Lineage: Eukaryota; Fungi; Ascomycota; Eurotiomycetes; Eurotiales; Aspergillaceae. The coding region runs from base 1 to 2802 and encodes 933 amino acids.